UUACGCACAAUGAAGGAAUAUUACUCCGGGCUCCAAAGUGAAUUCCCAACGGACCAAGCAACAUGACUUGGCCGAAUGGCAAUUCGAAGCCACGAGGUGCUGACUAAGCCACGAUGCAGAAGGCGGAAAUCCAGCACGCACUCGCUGGUUCUAUCUCCCCCACCAUCACUCACCACUAGCAGCGCGCCAGAGGGCCGCAUUUCUUUCCAUUCUACCAUGACAACGUACUUUUCUCUUUAACCUGUUGUCUUGCUGCUUGAAUUACUCCAUAAUGGCCCGGAUGGACUCUACAUCGGUCGCCUACGACCAACAGCCAUCGUCUGACGACCUCUCAUCUGCUUCCUUUGGUUCACGUUCGACUUGUCCAUCUUCAAAUCUAUUCGGAAUUUCGUGUACAAAUAAUGAUUCCUCUCUUGACGGCACCGGAAAAGUAGGCCACAUCUGCGAUGUCGACGGCCUGCAAGGCAAGGUGUCGGCCUCGUAUCCUUCACCUCCGCCAAGCAGCUCGCCACUGGGACGGAGCGUGCCUCUUCCCACCGUAUGUGUGGGAGGCCCUUACAAACUACCUGUGGGAGCCACAUACGGGGGUAUACUAGACUCGCCAGUGCUCGUAGACCAUGACUUAGCCAAAUCAUUUCUACCGCUUUCACCGCCUCCUACCGUUCCUACCCCGACAACGGCUCUUCCCCCGACAGACGAACCAGCGGUUCCGCAUCUGCCUUUUGCCCCGCAGCUUGAUCUUUCUUUACCAUUCCCCCUAAUCAGCGACGGCAAUCUUCUAUCGCCUCUUUCGCCUGAAUGGGAGUCCAGCAAGAUCACAGAUAUUCGGAGCAGUCCUACUCAUACGGAGCCAAGUGUUCUAUUGGCGGAGCAUCGUCUAGAGGACGAUAUCACAUCUCCACUGUCGCCGUUACCGCCUCUGGAUGUCGACGAGCCCCAACCCGGCCCCAGCCAUUACUAUGUGCCUUCCCCGCAGCAACUGGGCCCCGUCGACGAGGACUUGGAUUGGUGGCCUCACCAGUCACCAAGCCUGCAUUCUUGUGCGCUUCCCCCGGAUGAUGAACCUGAAUCUCCCCCAGACGACUCUUUCUAUUCAUUGAUAUACGACUUCGUUCCGGACGAUGCACCUCAUGUGCCACAUCCUAGUCCGACGAUACAGACGCUCGAUUUACCAGAUGACCCAUACGACCCGCCGAUACAGAAUCUUUCCCUCCUUGCGCCACCCAACAACGAAAACUCGCUUCCACCAGAAGGGUCUGACCGUCAUAGCCUGUUACUUAUAGAUUAUGCCAACGAUGUACCGCAGCCACGUUCCCCCUCUCCCGAAAAUUUUGACCUGAACCCCUUGAUUGUCAACGGAUGUUCAGAUCCCGACCUUCAGAAACUGAUUGAGCUACGCAGGCGAUCUCAGACUGCUGAGCGUGUCGCAAGGCAGCUGGAGCACACCAUGCUCGAUCGUGGCGAUAUGAUAGGACGAGCAGAGGCGAAGUGCGAGCGGAAGCGCGAGAAGGAGAGGACGAGGGAGAUCUCCGCUUUGUUGAGGCUAAAGUUGGGUGAUGAGAUUGUUGUGUCACCAAGGAGUGAAGAGUCGUCUCCAGUGAAGGGUGAGCCGCCGAUGAAGAAGAAGUCAAGGUCGCCGAAGAAGGUCAUUGCUAGCAUGGCGCACCUGGUUGCGCGAAUGGUGUUCCGGAGGCACGAUGUUGUGCAUCCACUGUCAACGUCAGCCCUAGACCAGGCCCGACCCGCGGGAUCCCCCCUUCGGAAAUCUUGGACAGUGAAGCUCGAUUCAGAGGACGUAGACGGAGAAGAGGAUAUGCUCAACUUGGGGUUGGGCGGAUUUGAUGACGGAUCAGAGGGAUUAUGGACCAUGCCAAAAACUGGAGAUAGUUGGAGUAGUGACUGACGGGAUGGUCGGUUUUUUCUUACUUCCGUUAUCUUUUAGCUGUCGAUUUCUUAUUGUGUUGUUCCAGGGACAUCUGGAAUAUUGUACUAGUAUAGUUCGAGGGCCUACAGCGUUCGUCCUUUU
Desarmillaria tabescens is the source of this 2026-nucleotide messenger RNA. RefSeq lists its product as uncharacterized. The coding region runs from base 272 to 1903 and encodes 543 amino acids. The transcript has 2 exons. The record is from RefSeq and is a predicted model, not a curated record. NCBI's taxonomy places the organism in Eukaryota, Fungi, Basidiomycota, Agaricomycetes, Agaricales, Physalacriaceae.